AUGGGCAAACCUGUUUUCAUUCUAGUCCCUGGCGCCGCAGCCCCGGCCAAAAUCUACCGACGGGAGAUUGCCAGAUUCAAUGAAUUGGGAUAUGAAGCUGAAACAGUACCGACACCGUCAGUUGGUCGACGCGAUCCUCUUCCACCAGCCACAAUGGACGAGGAUGCUGUAGCGGUGCGAAAUGUCGCAAUGAAGUAUAUCAAUCAAGGCAAAGACGUCAAUAUCGUCACACAUUCAUAUGGUGGUAUUCCCGGCACCGAAGCCGUUCGAGGCAUUUCCAAAAAGGUGCGUGAGGCAAAGGGACUCAAGGGCGGUGUCAGUAGGAUCAUCUAUGUGACUUCGGUCGUUCUUCCGGUUGGAGGAAAGUUGAGCGACGCGUUUGAAGGCGGGAAGCCGUCUUUCCUUAAGGUGGUUGACGACUACUUGGUCCAGCCAACCCCAGAAGAGAACACCAAGAUUGUCUUCUAUGAUAUUCCUGAAGCGGAGGCCAUCGAAUGGGCGAGGGAAAUGGAGGAACACUCCUUCACUAGCUAUGCCGGACCAUUGACAUAUGCUGCCUGGAAUGAUGUCCCUGUGUCGUAUUUUUUCUGUGAGAACGACACCAUUAUCCCAUCUCAAGACCAACAGGGCGGUAUCGAUCUUAUCGAGAAGGAGUCUGGUCAGAAAGUCGACGUCCAUCGCCUACAGGCUGGCCAUGCUCCCCAAGCCAACUUUCCUGGGCGGAUUCCAGAGAUGAUUAUUGAAAAGAUUGUGCCCUUGGACGCAUAG
Molecule: messenger RNA, 768 nt
Organism: Exophiala mesophila
Lineage: Eukaryota; Fungi; Ascomycota; Eurotiomycetes; Chaetothyriales; Herpotrichiellaceae
Exons: 2
Coding region: 1-768 (255 amino acids)
Source: RefSeq, a predicted model, not a curated record